GUGUUGUGAGUGUUUUGUCAGAGUUCGUAUACAGUAUAAUUCAAAAAGAAAAAAAAAAAAGUAUAUACAUAUAUGAGGAUAUGCAGCAAAAGAUAUAAAAAUAAUAAUUGGAACAACGUUAUUACCUGUUACCAUUUACCAAACAUGGCAUGAAGUAGUAGUCAGAUAAAUCCACAAAUUUUUCAUUUCAUUUAAGAAGAAAAAAGUGAUUGAAUGCCUAAACCCAGAUGAAAUCAAGCACCUUUACAACCAAAUCCAUGCUCUGAGGUUAUGAUUGUUCGGAGAUUUGAACCAGUACAGAAACCCCAGCACUAAAAAACUAAUUUUGAUAAAGAAAUCAAGCACCUUUAGAACCAAAUCGAUUGUCACGGGCCAAAAGACCGACCCGACCCGCACCUUUAAUAUACACACUUCACUUGGGAUUCAGAGCGAGACGUAAUUGUGAUGUGAGUGUGAGUGGUGGCGUUGAAUUGAAGAAGAUCGAUUGAAUGGACAUUGUAGAAGAGGAGGUUGAGAAGGCCAAGAACGAGUGGGAUGAGACUUUCGCUAAGUUGGUCAACCAAAUUAAGGCAAUCGAGAACUAUGGAAAAUCAAAAUCGAUUGAACAAGACAGUAAUCUUACUACGACCAAAGAUUCUCUUCCCAGGAUGAAUGGGGUUGCUCAAGAUUGUUUGGCAUUGCUUAAUUCCCUGCAAUUCAAGCUUGAUCUACUCGCUCCUCAGUUGCCCAACGAUGAUCAGGUUGAAUCGGCUAAGGCCUUGCUCGAGUCAUGGACGAAUCGAUCUCAGAGCUUGAGAGUGAGUUUGAGAAAUGCUAAUUUGAAAGCCAAGGAAAAUAUGAGAAAAGCUGCUCAGGAAGAGAGAGAAUUACUUCUAGGUGGAGGAGAAGAGUCUACAAUCCGCAGACGCAACCUACAAACUAAAGCAGGUAUGACAUCUGCUGCAGAAAGCAUCACAGAGAGCCUUCGUCGAACUCGUCAACUGAUGGUUCAGGAGGUUGAAAGAACUGCAAGUACACUGAUGACUACUGAUGAAUCAACUGGAGUACUGUUGAAGGCUGAAAGUGAGUACAAGGGCCACCGGUCAUUGUUGAUGAGAACCAGAAACUUACUCUCCACGAUGCAGAGGCAAGAUGUCAUGGACAGGAUGAUAAUUGCUUUGGGAUUUUUCUUAUUCUCUUGUGCCGUUCUAUAUGUUGUCUCAAAGCGUAUGGGGUUACUGAAGUUGCAAAGGACAGUUACUGCUGCUAUUAAGGCUGGUAUGGUUCGACAAGCAGCGAACGGACCAAGAGCUGUGGUCGAUGAUAAUGUUGUUAAUAUAUUGGACGAUCCAUUAGAAAGAGUUAUUCGUGAUGAGCUCUGAAAAUCAGUACUUUUUCCUUUAAAUAGUUUCAAUGUUCUAUAUGUGGUGUGAUAACAAUAGGCACACAAUCUUAUAUUUUUCCUUGUGUUUACCAUUUUCUUUUAGGGAAGUUCUCAUUCGUAUUUAAAAGUGAUAAAAGUCAGAAAAAAGAAAAGGGAAGUUCUCAUUUC
Messenger RNA from Cannabis sativa, 1531 nucleotides. RefSeq lists its product as uncharacterized. Gene Ontology annotation, molecular function: SNAP receptor activity. The coding region runs from base 489 to 1361 and encodes 290 amino acids. Gene Ontology annotation, biological process: retrograde vesicle-mediated transport, Golgi to endoplasmic reticulum. Lineage: Eukaryota; Viridiplantae; Streptophyta; Magnoliopsida; Rosales; Cannabaceae. The record is from RefSeq and is a predicted model, not a curated record. The transcript has 7 exons. Gene Ontology annotation, cellular component: endoplasmic reticulum; SNARE complex.